Fraxinus pennsylvanica is the source of this 939-nucleotide messenger RNA. Lineage: Eukaryota; Viridiplantae; Streptophyta; Magnoliopsida; Lamiales; Oleaceae. The record is from the annotation of a GenBank genome assembly.
AUGGAGAAUUCUCAUGAAUCGCAUAGCAAUGGUAGUCUGGCUGAUCCAGGAUUACAGAUUAAAAAGCAUUCUUUAUACCAAUCUGGUGGCAAGUUUUCAUUGCCUUGGUUUGAUAUAAGAGUGUUCUAUGUCCGAAUAAGCAAUUUUAAGGUGGAUGAGUCGACCCCCGAAUCUCUUACUCUCAAUCACAUCCCCCUCAGUCCGGACACCCUCCUUGAAGUGAAUGGUGUGAGGUGUUCGAUUGACUCAGAAGGAGUUUCUUGUUUACUUCGAAGGGAUCGGGUGGAUAAGACAUUCGAAGAGGUUACAUUUGUAAGCACAGAUGGUAUAAGGUUAACAGGGAGUGUUAAGUUUGAAGUUUUCAAUAGAGAGGAUCUUGUGCUCUUUGGAGUUCUAGAAAUGCCUAAUACUAAUGGUUUUCUCGGGGAUUCAAAUGACAUAGCACAUAAGUGGAGCAUGGAUUGUCAAUCAGUGAUGAGUCCUGGCACAGGAUUUCUGAAGGGUAAACAGAUUACAAGUGCUGAAUUGUUCUCACCUACUAUAGAAGUUUAUGUUGCGGGAAGUUUUUCUCGAACACCGAUAAUAUUAACCAAGACUCUGCAGCUUAAACAUCGGAAAAAGCAUAGAAAGGGAACUUUGGGUUCAAUUCCUGAGGAUGAAACCACCGAAUCCAAUCAAGAUGUUGCAUCUGAACUUGAUUUACCGGUUGCAGAAUACAGAAAUUAUAAACCAGAGAGUGAUGAAGUCUAUGAUAACUUGUACUGGAGGAGGACAGAAUAUGUUGAAGAUGAAGAUGGAGAACUUACCUGGUUCAAUGCAGGCGUUAGGGUUGGUGUUGGAAUAGGCCUUGGCGUUUGCCUUGGAGUUGGAAUCGGAGCUGGUUUGCUGGUUCGUACUUACCAGACUGCCACGCGAAACUUUAAAAGGCGGCUUUGGUAG